UCUUGGCGGGGCAAGAUCACCAUGAGCUUUCAGAGUUACCUGGGAAUUUUGGUCUUGGCAUUGCUUGCCCCUUCAGCGAUAAAAGCCUAUGGAGAUCAAAGUCGCUAUAGAUUGUUUUUACAGUCGGAUCAGGCCCUGAAAACCAUAAGCUCUCAGCUGGUUUCCCAGGCAAUUGAACUGGUGGACUAUGUAGUGGAAGAUCUUCUGGUCUUGGACUCCCAGAACUCGGUUCUCCUGGGGUAUUUGGAUCGUUUUGAUGCCUUUACAGCCGUAAAUGAGAGUUACACAGAGGAGAAGCUGAAUGCCUUUUACGGCGUGGUAGAGGACUAUCUCGACUCGGAUACCACAGGAGAUCCCCUGAGAACCUCCAGCAUUGAGACCCAGUUGCUUGCCCUCUGCCUGCAGCGCAAUGGAUUCGAUCGCUGGAAGCGAACUGCCCAAACCAGAACCGCCCAACUUCAGAAGUUGGUUUACAGAAAGCUGAAGAAACACCUGGAAUCCAUUGAUAGAGAGGAUCGCUUGGUCGUGGAGCGCCGCUGGAGAAGGAUCCUGACUCGCGGAGGACCCCGAAGAUUGGAGAAGCUCAGGGAGUUCGUCAAAUGGCUGGGCAGGUUCAGAGACUAGUGGGUGACGAUCCCAGGUGAACGACUUUUAAGACUUUAAGAUAGGCCAUUAGGUGAUAAGAAGAGUUGUGGGUAAACAUUGUAUGUGGGUGGGUGAAACAAACCGACGAUCGCGGUGUAAUAACCGACCAUGACCUUGAGCUCAGGAAGCAACCCACUUUUGUGCAACAAUAAAUUAUUUAUGAAACCUAUCUAUCAAGUGCUUAAUCUGACGAAAACCGGAGACAAAGAAAAUAC
Drosophila biarmipes is the source of this 860-nucleotide messenger RNA. RefSeq lists its product as uncharacterized. The transcript has 2 exons. NCBI's taxonomy places the organism in Eukaryota, Metazoa, Arthropoda, Insecta, Diptera, Drosophilidae. Bases 22 to 624 code for a protein of 200 amino acids. The record is from RefSeq and is a predicted model, not a curated record.